Molecule: messenger RNA, 381 nt
Organism: Anneissia japonica
Lineage: Eukaryota; Metazoa; Echinodermata; Crinoidea; Comatulida; Comatulidae
Product: tudor domain-containing protein 1-like
Exons: 1
Source: RefSeq, a predicted model, not a curated record
GUGAGGACUUGGAAAUAAUGGCACAGCAAAGAGUUGGUAUGCCAUGUGUAGCACCCGUCGAGGAGGAAGGAGUUUGGUAUCGUGCUAUUAUCACCAACUGCAGUGAGGAUCAAACAACUGUUCGAUAUGUGGAUUAUGGAAACACAGCCAUUUUGCAAAAAUCAAAGGUGAAAACCAUUCAAGAAUCAUUGCUUAGCCAGCCAGUGUUUGCAUUCAGGAGCAGUUUAGCUGGUGUCAGUCCUAAAGAUAAUAUCUGGAGUGCAGAAGCCUGUGAAGCAUUUGCAAAUCUUGCUUUCGAAGGUGUCCUAACAGCCUCAGUUAUGAAGGUCAUUGAUGAUACUCAUUCCUGUUCUUUGAAAUUGGUUGAUGAUAAUGGGGUAU